Molecule: messenger RNA, 2129 nt
Organism: Ipomoea nil (Japanese morning glory)
Lineage: Eukaryota; Viridiplantae; Streptophyta; Magnoliopsida; Solanales; Convolvulaceae
Exons: 7
Coding region: 148-1845 (565 amino acids)
Biological process (GO): DNA-templated transcription termination
Source: RefSeq, a predicted model, not a curated record
CAAACUUUACGUCUAUACCCCUCUCUCUCCCACUUCAGUCCAGUCUACCAGUCUAGCUCUCGCCAUCCUCCUCCGCUCUCAUCCGGGAAAACCGCCCUCCUCCGCCACAGCCACAAACCCUAGUCUCGCCGGUUCUAUGCUUCCAGGAUGAAAUUUUCUGAGGAUAUGAACUUUUCCAUUUGGGAUUGCCCAUACAGCCAAGAUGAAACCUUCUAUGUGGCAAAUAGUUGGCCUAAUGACUUGUACCUCAAUCCUCAAUUCGAUGUCAUCGAGGAAGAUGCAUUAAAUGAGAAAUCUUGUAUUCAAGUACUAAAGGCGUUGAUUGCAAAAGCCGACACAGAGAUACUUGAAGUUGAAGAAGAAAAAGUGUUGUUGCAAAGUGAACUGGCCUUGGCUGAUGAGAAGUGGCAUGCAAUGUGCUUUACCACUUUAAUUCAAAAGAUCACUUGCCUUGACAAAUUAAUACAGGAUUUGAAGAAUGCAAAUGUGAAUGGUGUGCUUCAUUUAGGAAAUGAGCAAAUGCAUCCAAAACCUGCCGAAAGAGUACAUGAAGUAUUAAGUGCUCUGUUACAAGAUCACUUUUCCCAAAGUGAUGAGCAGAAUGAAGUGUCCCUGGCAGAUCAUAACCGUCCUUGUUCAAAUGUUCAGAAAGUGGUAAGCACCCAGCCCAUGGAGAAGAUUUUGAAUGGUUCAACUUCUAAUAUAGUAUGUGGGAUAUCUGUUACAGCUGAAAGGACUCUUAACUCUCAAUCUUCAGGAUCUGGAAUAACAGUGGAUGAGGGGGUUACAAAUGCUAUCUCAAAAGAUUCAGGUGCAGAGCCUUUACAAGAUGAAGCUUCUACUUGUUCCUUUCGAACGAAAAAGAGGAUCGAAAUUGGUUUGGAAGAUUUCUGUGAGGAUAAAGUUGAAGAGCUGAGUAACACACAUGAAUGCAUUGUCUCGAGUACAACUGAAGAAGUCAAAGGAGUUGAUUUGUCAGAAACAUCUAAGUUUCAGGGAUCCAAAGUAGUUGAUAUAAAACAAGAAGUGAAAGACUUCAGCAUGAAGCAGAAGUACAAGGAGGCGGCGACUGCUCAGAAUAUCGAAAAAGACACCAAAAGUCAAUUGUUGGAGACAAAAAUGGUCAGCAAAGAAUCUCCUUGGGGAGUAAAGGGACAAGGGGCUCUGCUCAGCGAAGUUGAUCAGAGUGUUGGGGAGUCAUUGUUGGGUCUGUUCAACCAGAAGGAUAAGGAUGAGAGAAAAACACAGAUAAAAAUAGAACUGCCAGAGUACUAUCCCCCCAAAACUCGAGUUACAGCUCUGCCCGAGUCCAACUCAAGUUUGUCUCUGCAGUUAAGAAGCUGGGAACAGAUGGACAAAGAAUGGACAUUAUAUGCAAACAUGGUCAGGGAACCAUGUCUUACUGAGGAAUUGGGAUUAAAAUCACCUCCUCCUAAAAAACUAAAAAAGCAGCUGCGCAAGCCUGGGAGUGGUUACAAGCCUGCCAACACCGACCUGGGAAACAAGAACUCGUACGAAAGCCCACUAGCAUUGGUCGCGUCCAAGAGCGUUGAUUCUACUCCACAAAGUAAAACAUGCCUGGACUUGCCAGUCAUGAAAGAGCACGAAAACUUGAGGGACUACCAAAUGAGGUUAACCAAGUCCCGUGGAACUUCUAAAGAUGUUCAAGACACAGGCUGCCCCUCUUCUCCAUCCGGAUGUAUUGCAGACCUGAAGAAUAUGACCAAGACCCAACUCCAGGCCAUUGCAAAACAACACAAGUUGAAAAGAUGGUACAGUCUUAAAAAGGCGCAGCUGGAACAACUUCUCCACCUUCGUCUGCAAAGUAAAGAUGGCGAUAUGUAACAGCAAUGUGGUACUAUUUUUGCACAUCUGUAGGCACAAGGAGUUUUUGCAAGGCCUGCCAAAAGUUACUAGGAAGAAACAGGGAAAGAAGGCAAAUAGCUUUUGUGUAGUUACUAAUCGUUGUUUCUCUUUAAUGUUUAUUAGCCUUCCUCCUUUGAGGCAUAUUUUCUAUAAACUCUAGCUAAUUUUGCAUGUAUAAUUGACCACUCCUAUUAUAUAUUAAGAUACAGAUGAUAAACAUAUAUGAAAAUACUUACCAACAUACUUAUCAACAAAUUCAGAAA